CUUUCUCUCUCUCUCUUUCUCUAACUUGCUCUCCCACCCUCCCUCCAUUCUUGCAGGGUAAGAGAAGUCGGUGUAGAUGGGGAAGUGAAAGGGUUGGGAGACAGAAAGCAAAAGAAAAGGAAAAAAGAAGAGAAACUUGAUUUCGAUUUUUUAUUUUUUUAAACUUUCUUUCCCUUCUUCCUCUCUUUUGCCUCUGCUGCGCUGUAAGAGAAGAGAGAGAGAGAGAGAACGAGGGUGAGAGAGGAUGAAAGUGGCUGGAUUACAGGGCUGCUGAGAACACGGAGACACUGACAGCUACUCAACCUCGCAGACUCCAACUCUGAUUGGAAGCUUGUGUCAGAAUGACAGCGGAAGACUCCGCCUCUGCCGUCAGCAUGAGCAACUCCAGCCCCUCUUCCAACUCUAAGGCAGCACCCAACCACCCAGGCCAGCACGAUUCCGUCCCAGAGGGCGUGGCUGGAGCCCCUAAUGAAUCUGCUUUGUUGGCCCUAAUGGAGAGGUCGGGGUACCGGAUGGUGCAAGAAAAUGGACAGCGCAAAUACGGACCACCCCCCGGCUGGCAAGGCCCCUCCCCUCCACGUGGAUGCGAGAUCUUCGUGGGCAAGAUCCCUCGGGACGUCUACGAGGACGAGCUGGUGCCCGUGUUUGAGAUGGUGGGACGCAUCUACGAGAUGCGUCUGAUGAUGGACUUCGACGGGAAGAACCGUGGCUACGCUUUUGUCAUGUACACACAGAAGCAUGAGGCCAAGCGUGCAGUCCGAGAGCUGAACAAUUAUGAAGUGCGCCCAGGGCGGUUGCUGGGUGUCUGCUCUAGUGUGGACAACUGCCGCUUGUUUAUAGGUGGAAUCCCCAAGACCAAGAAACGAGAGGAGAUUCUGGACGAGGUCUCCAAAGUGACUGAAGGCGUCCUGGACGUGAUUGUGUACGCAAGUGCUGCAGAUAAGAUGAAGAACCGCGGCUUUGCUUUCGUAGAGUAUGAGUCUCAUCGUGCAGCUGCAAUGGCCCGGAGGAAACUUAUGCCUGGACGCAUUCAGCUCUGGGGUCACCAGAUCGCAGUCGACUGGGCAGAACCUGAAAUCGACGUUGACGAGGACGUUAUGGAAACAGUGAAGAUCCUGUAUGUUCGCAAUCUGAUGAUUGAGACCAGCGAGGAGAUACUCCGCCAGACCUUCGGCCAGUUCAACCCAGGCUGCGUGGAGCGCGUGAAAAAGAUCCGAGACUACGCCUUCAUCCACUUUACCAGCCGCGAUGACGCCGUGGCCGCCAUGGAUAACCUAAACGGCACUGAGAUUGAGGGGUCGUGCAUCGAGGUGACGCUGGCCAAGCCGGUGGAUAAGGAGCAGUACACUCGCUACCAGAAGGCGUCCAAGGGAUCCACCGCCUUGCCUAGCACUGAGACCACCCAGCAGAAUUAUUUGUACCAGUGCGAUCCUUACACACUCACUUACUAUGGGUAUCCCUACAACCCUCUCAUCGGACCCAAUCGUGACUACUUCAUCAAAGCAGGUACUGUAAGAGGGCGUGGCCGGGCUGGAGCCGGUAACAGGGGCCCAGGGCUCCGCGGCUCAUACCUUGGCGGCUAUUCAGCUGGCCGAGGCAUUUACAGCCGCUACCACGAAGGAAAGACCAAGCUGCCGGACAAACCAUAUGAGCUCAUGUCCAGUCUGGAGCUGGCAGCUGUUAACCCAGUGGGCAUUAAGCCUGGCACAAUGGCUUUGCCAGCUCUUGGUGCACAGUAUCCUACCGUAUUCUCUGCCACUCCUGCUGCUACUAAGCUGGUGGAGGAUGGGAAGAUGCACCCAGUGGAGCACCUGAUCAACCCUCUGGCGCUCCAGCACGACCACACAGCUGCUUCUGCCAACGCUGCUGUCAUCCCUUCAGUGUCCACGCCUCCACCCUUCCAGGGUCGUCCCAUCACUCCUGUGUAUGCAGUGGCUCCUAACAUGCAGCGGAUCCCGGCGUCAGCCGCUGGUCUGUACAGUGCUGGCUACGUGCCCAUGGCCGCCCAUGCUAACACAGCUGCCCUGGCAGCGCUGCAGAAGAACGCAGCCAUAGCUGCUGCUUAUGGAGGUUAUACCGGCUACAUGCCCCAAGCCUUCCCUGCUGCUGCAACCUUCCAGAUGCCCAUGCACGACAUCUACCAGACCUACUGAAACAACCCACAAGUGUCCCAGCAUGUCAGACAGACUAAAACACAACUCAAAACUGCUGAGCUGCAGCUUCCUGAGACAUAUACCUGAAGCCUAACCUACUGACCGCCCAUUAAAAAUAGGCAGAUGACCUGAAGCAAAUCUACUGACCCCAAAAAGAAAGAAAGAAAACAGCCUGAACUAAACUAACAGCGAGCCAAGACAUCCGUCACACUGCACACAUCAAAAAGAGAUGAGACGCGACCAGACCUACUGGCCUAAAUGAUUUUGCCCAGGAGCUUUGGCUGCGUCUUUGCACUCCACUAGACCUACUGACCUACGUACAUCAACUGAUGCAUUGCUCACUCCAGACGUGACUGCAGAACAUGCUGACCUAGACUCCUUAACACUGAACUGGCUUGACUAAAGCUACUUACCCGACUCGACUAUGCACAUUCAGCCAAAUGUGAGAGCAAUUUAUGACUGACCAAAUCUUACUGACCUUACUCACGGACUGUUAGCACCGGUGUGGCCUGCUGAUAUCAGUGUGCGUGCUACUUAUCAUUCAUCUCUUUGAAGGGCACCUUCAUUCCUAUUGUGAUACCUCCAAAAGCAUCUCAUCUCAAGUUCCUACAAUGUGACCAUUGUCCAGCACUCCAUAUCUCUGACCUGACCCCGAACUAUUAUUCUUCUGUGGUUCUGAAAUAAUAACAGCUAAGUAGAGCACAUCAAAUGUAGCCAUCUUUCUGAACCAAUUCAUCUGCACUGAUUCUGCAUUUCUUACACGUUGAGCAUUAGGUCUCAAUCUGGGCACAUGGCACGAUUUAUACAAUUCGCUAAUAUCUAAUUCAGUAACACUGAAGGGCAGCAUUUGUAAAAAUACGUUAACAUUUAAAGCAUAUUCUAACAAAGCAUGACAAAAUUCAUGGGACAGGAAUUAGUAUCUUGUUCCAGCAAAAUGUCAGGCCAUGUCUCAAGCUUUUAAUAUUAGAUUUCAGAUUCAGCACAAAACAUAGGAUACUAAGAAUUGGUGGACUGAUUAACGUCUCUUUGGGAAGGAUUUCUGACCAGACUAUUCCUUGAAAACUAGAAAAAAUACUAGAAUACUUAAAAAAACCCUAAAACUAGUUAAUAAAUCCACAAUAACAUCUUUGUCGAAUCUUUGUCGUUGUUUCGUUGAUGUUUCACAUCAAUAUCGGGAUAUCCAUCAUUGUUAUUUAAAAUUUGGCCAAAAACAUCAUGCAGUGUUCACCCAGCAAGCUCAACUCACUCUCUUAUCAUAAGGCUGUAAGAAACGCUUAACCAGUGCCAAAUAUAAGAAUGUAGAGUCCAGUAAUGUGAGAUAAUAUAAUACCAAUAGUUGGAGGGAAAUGCUAUAAAACCAGCAGGAUCAUACUUACUGACACUCCACGUCCAACCUGAACCAGUCAACCUGAACUGAACGCCUUGAACCUUCAGGGUACCUUCACUGUAACCCCAACACUCCAGGGUAACUUGUCUAUCUUUAAGAAGAAUACUGAAGGAAUGUUCAUAUAUAUUUAUAGACAUUAUAGACAUAAAGCAGAAAUACAUCACAUUUAUUUCUCUCUUUCCACUUUACUUUUUGUUUGAGUUUUUGUUCGGAUGAAAAGAAGAAAACUGCUGAAAACAAUCUUAAAACGGGCAAAACGAAGAAAACACAACUCACGCCUUAACUGCUGAGCAGAUGUCUGUAUGACCACUGAAGAAAGAGACAAUAUAGGGUGUUUUUUUUUUGUUUGUUUAAACGUAUGCACGGGAUUCCUUUAAGAUCUGAUAUUCUUUGCUAGGUAGUUCAACUCCAAGUCUGAAUGAUGAUACCUGAGUUAUAACUUCUGACCUUUUUAUUCUUAUUCUUUGUUUUGUUUGUGGUAUAUAUAUAUAUAUAUAUAUAUAUAUAUAUAUAUAUAUGUGUAUUUGUUGUUGACUAAUACAUUUAAGUUCGCUGUUUAGUUGUCUGUUAUUUGGAGGUUUUAAUGUAUGGAUUAUUUUAAUGUUUUUAAACAUUAAAACAUGAGAUUUUCUUGUAGAACUAGAAGAGAAAGAAAGAAAAAAAGCUCAACACGGGAACACAGACGACAAAUAGCCAUUGCAUUUAAGCACAUAACUACACUCAGUAGCCAAACUCUAGAGCUGUGUUAAGAAACAGAAACUCAGAAACAGAAUUUCAGCAAUACCUCCACUGACAAAAGUAUUUUACAGUACGUGUUCUGUCCUCUUAGAGGUGUUCUGCCUUAAUAGCUGUCUUCAGGAUCUCUGUGCAGGAAAGUCAAACUUUUAGAAGCAACACAGAAUUUCUGUAUUUGUGGGGUAGCUCUUUUGUGAUAAGUCGUUGUGAAUGUAAGAACAGGACUGAAGAAAUUUAAGUUUUUAAUCAUUUUUAAUGGAGGUGGCAUAUUAUUCAUUAAUAAAUGCCAUUACAAGGCCCUGGUUUCCCUUAGAUCCAGAUUACCAACCAGCUCACUGUGGAUAAACUCUACUUUGUCUGAGCAGCACAUGUUUCUACUUGUUUUCGACCAGUAUUUCUCAAUCCUGGUUCUGGAGGCCCAUUGCCCUGAACUAUUUAGGGUUUUCCCUGCCCACAACACACCUGAUCCAACUGAGGCCCAGAUAAACACUACAUAAUUUUACUCCCUGAUUUCCAAUCAUUGACUACAGUCAAUGAGAGUGCAGGAUAUGUGGAGAUCUUAGAGAGUUUAUGGAGAGCAGUCAGGCUCGCCGUGUGUUCCUCCUAGUGUAAGAUCGCACAAUUUGUGACUCUAUAUCUCUGAUUAUUUGUCUCUGAUCAAAGUCUUGUACUGUGGAAGCUAACCUACAACUACUAAAAUAUUCCUGAUUAUAAGACAAGAUUACAAGUCCUGUAGUGUGAACUUUAGCUCAUUACUCAGCUCAUUAACAGUCAGUUGUUGUGUAAAAGGUGUGUUAAAGCAGGAGAAGCACUAAAGUGUGAAGGACUUUCCUUGUUUUCUGAAGCUCUGAAUUAUAGACUAUUUUUCUAGUUUGAGUUUGUGUGUGAAACCACUGUACCUAAACAAGUGCCACUCAGUUUUAUUGACUGAUCACCAAACUCUACACUGGAAGCGCUGCCCAGUUGGUAGAAGAAUGUAUAUACUGUUUAUACUGGUUAUUUACAGUCUUGAUAUUCUUCUAAAGAGCUUAUUUUAUGUAUAUUUCCGAAUUAAAUUAAUCUAGUAGUUUAAUUCCUCAUUUAUGUCAGUAGGCUGUCCGUCCAGAAGCUUUUUUUUUGUAUUUUACGUUUGGGGUUUCUAUUUUUUAAAUAUUUUUCUGUCAUGUGAUGUGCUGUAUUUUUCUUUUAUUUGACACUCCAUAUGGUACCGUGUGUGGUAGAUUUUUGUUUCUGACAUUCUGACAUUGUAGUAAGGUGCACUUAAACGUAUUUUAAAACAGGAGAGUCGCUUAGAGUAUGUGAAUACAAUUAAAAUGCAAGUGCCUUUAGUAUGUAUACAUGCAUUUGGGCUGAACUGGGCACUUUUUUUUUUCCUUCAUUGUAUUUGGUUAAUUUUUGUAUUUAAAGUUUUUUAAAAUUGUUUCCCCUGAAAUUAAUGGGACCAAACUGGAAGCAAGACUUUAAAUUAAGUGUUGUGCAUCAUAAUUAUACUUUCUAAAAGCUGCUACAUGUCACCACUGUGCCUCCCUAAGUGAUGUCCAUGUUAAAAAAAAUAGUAAUUACAAGCUAGCUACGACUGACAAGUAAAUAAGAGCUAGAAAAGGUGCAAAAUAGUAACUAUAACUACUGUAUUGACUACUGUAUUUAACUAGAAGCUAGGCUAAGCUAUUUUUUUAACAGCCAGCAAACAUGUGACUCGCAAUGGGCUACGAUGAAUAGCAUCUACACAGCAGAGGUUCCAGUGUUAAAUCAGCACUGUUAGUGUUAAAUUAACACAAAAACUGCUGAUUUAAGUCUGAAAACAUUGCUGUAAAUAAAUCUAGUCACUAUAGCCAAUAAUUGCUAGUCUGUAGCUGCUAGUUACAUGUUUAACCCAGUGUAUAACCCAGUUCACUGGCUAGCAAACUAAUAAUUACUAUGCAGCUACUACUGUCACUGGAUAUUGACUAGCAACCUACUAGUAACUACUAACAAAACUAGUAACUAGCAUUUAGCAAGCUGUAGCUAGUAACUAGUUACUUGUCACCAUAAUGUAUCCCAAAGUCAGUGGCUUUUUCACACUCCCAGUGUAGAGACAGUGGUAGGGCUUGCUACUCCUAUUCCUUUACUUUGCAAUCAUAAACAAGAUGGCAGCUUCCAUUUCUGCCAUAUUUGAGCUUUAAAAUGUUGCAAUGUGAAAGAAUGAAGAGACAUUAUACACUCUAAUACAAAUGUUGGAAUUUCCUAGUUCUGAUUGGGAAGUUUUAACUGGAACGCUUCUACAGGUUGUAUUUUUUACUGGGAAAGUUGGGAGAGCCUUACCAACACGUUUCAGAAUUCAGAAUCCAGGAUGGGUGGCCUUAACUUUGACUGUAAAGCAGUAAAACAGUAGUAUCACACAGUUUAUUAUAAAGCACUUCUAUUUAUUAGUGUUUCAUUAAAUCAGUCAUACACACAGUACUGUCCAACUUCUAUCUUAUCUGUGGACAUGUUUCAGUGAGGUUUGGAUGCACAAAAUACUGCAUAGUAUGUUGUUAUCCACUGGCAGUGCAAACAUUGAUAUUCAAAUCAGCUGGAGCGACAUCUGAGGUAAAUGGAACGCAGCGGAAAAUUUUAAACAUAAUAAACAGUCUAUGGUGCCACUCCCUUUAUAAUGGCUCUACUGAGGACCAUUACUUGGUCAAUGACUGUGCUAAAAGGGUGUGAUUACUUUAUGUUUUUACUCAGUGGUGCCGUGUUCUUUUAAAACAUGCAACUUCCACAGUAGAUAUCUUUAUGAUUUGAUAACAUGAGAGCCUGCUUUAACAUCAUUUUAUCUAAUUUACUCUGUGGAUUGUUCUAAAACAUCAGGGUAGUUUCCCAGACAGGGAUUAAUCUUAGUCUAAGACUACACAGCAUUUUUAUUGGAGCCUAAGACUAGGCUUAAUCCUUGUCUGGAAAAAAACAACCCUCAUAGUGUAGCCUACUUUAUAACCACUGAGAGACUAUGUCAUGUAUUCCUAACUACUGCACUAUUCCACUAUUAACUAUUAUAUCAUUAAUAACUCCUUGUGAAUUUGAAGGGUAGUGUGAGUGUAGGGUUUGGCAGAGGAGGCCUCGCUCCUUUGUUCUUUUGUUCGUUCUUUUCAUCAUCUCUUCUUUAGUGCUUUUCAUACUCAAGGUGAAGGAUUUUUGUGUGUGUGUGUUUUUUUUGUUAUAUCAUUUUCCUGUAAGAUUUUUUUUGUGGAGGGCGGGUGGGUUGCUACAUCUAACCUUUUUUUGUCAUUGCUUAUGUUUGGCUUAUUAUUAAUAUUAUUAUAAAAUAUGAUUUAUGUUUUAUUGAGCAUAAACUGCGUGUUAAGACUGAGCAACACUUACAUUGGGAAGGCUAGGCUACUUAAAUUAACUUUCUGGCCAUACAAGCAACGUUUCUGCAAGAAAAAACAAAAAAAACAAGAGUAACAGCUAGACACUUAUGCUGUAACUGCAUGAACACACACAUCCUAAAAGUGUGUGUACAUGGUCAUUGCAGGAGUGCAAACACACUCUGCUGUUGAACGCUGGUCCUUAAGUUGAGCUUUCCUUUCUGUAGGAUUCUAUUUGUCUCCUUAGAGUCUUUUAUUAUGGCCCGAAGGUCAGGAUAUAUUUAAUAUAUAUACAUUGCAUUGUUUUGUGUAUGAAGUAAGAAGAAAUGCUAUAAUAUAUUUGAAGUGAAACAUUUUUUCCUUUCUUUAUAUGCGACUUGUUUAGAGAGUUUUUGCCAAAGUGUUCAAUAGUGUUCUUAAAACCUAAAAAAAAAAAAAAAAUGAAAACCACAAAAAAGAAAAAUAUGUUUUAGUUGUGUUUUUUGUUGUUGUUGUUGUUGUUGUUAUUGUUUUUUCAGUUAUACUGGACAGAGCUGGCCAGUUCUAACUGAAUGCUGACCCGACAUGGGCUCAAGCAUCCACUGAAAACAAUUUGCUCUCUAUCGCGAUCAUUUCAUUAACACUACAUAUGUAGUUUUAGGUGACUUUUAUUCUUCUUGCUACUUCAGAACUAAACGGACAAGUUGUUUGAUGGUUGCAGAUGUUUUCAAGCUCUUGCCAAAAUGUUUCUAACCGUCUCUUUGUAGAACUUUUUUAGAACUGUUUUCUAGCACACACUAUUUGUAAGAGGCUUUUUUUGGCAUUGUGUAGGCUAUUUAUAGUGGUUCAGUAGCUGAAUAAAGCAUUUUAAAAAAAGA
Molecule: messenger RNA, 8455 nt
Organism: Astyanax mexicanus (Mexican tetra)
Lineage: Eukaryota; Metazoa; Chordata; Actinopteri; Characiformes; Acestrorhamphidae
Gene: rbm47
Product: RNA binding motif protein 47
Exons: 6
Coding region: 342-2153 (603 amino acids)
Cellular component (GO): nucleus
Molecular function (GO): mRNA binding
Source: RefSeq, a predicted model, not a curated record